Molecule: messenger RNA, 213 nt
Organism: Strongylus vulgaris
Lineage: Eukaryota; Metazoa; Nematoda; Chromadorea; Rhabditida; Strongylidae
Source: the annotation of a GenBank genome assembly
AUUAAUGGAUUCCGCUUUCAGGUGGACGAGGAAGUGCUUCGAGCUGGAAAGGUGAAGGCUAACAAGGAGAAAUUCUUGACUGGAGAAAUGGAAGAAGAAAGCGAAGAAGAUGAAGAGGGCGAACGAGAUCCAAACAUUAUUCGUGAAAAUAAGAAGAAGAAGAAGGAAGAGCUGCACUUUGCUCAGGUGAUUUUGCUAAUCAAGGUCAUUUAA